Molecule: messenger RNA, 3483 nt
Organism: Dictyostelium purpureum
Lineage: Eukaryota; Evosea; Eumycetozoa; Dictyosteliales; Dictyosteliaceae
Exons: 2
Coding region: 1-3483 (1160 amino acids)
Cellular component (GO): intracellular membrane-bounded organelle
Molecular function (GO): phosphatidylinositol phosphate binding
Source: RefSeq, a predicted model, not a curated record
AUGAACUCAUUUUGGAAAAGAGCAAAUGGAGACCGUAGUUUUGUUGAAAGUCAUAUUUUAGCAGAGCAAAGAAAAGAUACAAUUCAGCAAUUAGCAUUUAUAAAUAAACAAUGUUUGUCAUAUUAUUUUGGUAAUAAUUCCAAACCAAUAAAUUCAACAACCACCCAUAUGUCACCUUCACCAUUAUUAGUAAUGCAGCAAUUAAAUGGUAUAGAUAAUAGUGAGGCUUUGCAACUGGUUGAGGUAAAUUUGGUUAGUGGUUUAUGUGAUCUUUUAGAAAGUUACCUGUGCCAUAAAUUAAAACAUAAUCAAACAAUUUGGAGUUUAAUUUUAUCAAUAUUAUCACCAAGUUCAAUAAAUAAAUUUAAUUUAAAUAAUAGUAAUAGUAAUAAUAAUAAUAAUAAUAAUAAUAACAGUGGUUCAAACAGUAAUAAUGGCAAUAGCGAAAUUAUAGAUGGCAGUUUAAAUACAAAUGACAGUGGCAAUGGUAAUAAUGUCGAGCCUGGAUCCCCACCAAAUCUUACAAGAUCUUCAUCGUUAAAUUUUUCAAUUUUUUCAGGUAUUGCAACUAAAAUUAAAACAUCUGCAUCAAAUAUUUCAAUUGUUAGAUCUGGAAUAAACGAUGGUUUUGAUUGGGAAUCUCAAAUUGAUUAUAUCUAUAGUUUAAGUGAGGUUUCAAACAACCAUGGUAGAUUUAGAGCUUUAAUAAGAAAGUCUUUGAACGAAAAAUUUUUAAUUAAAUUAUUAGAUUCAAUAGCAUCAAAUAUAGAUAUUUUAAAAAAUAAUUAUGAAGAGGAUGCAAUGUUAAGAAAUAAAGAAGAUUCAGAAAUUUUUAGAUCAAUGUUAGCAUCAUUAGAUCCAAUUACAUUUGAUAUUGAUAAUAAUGAUCCAUUAUUAAAUAGUAUGGAGAAUCCCGACACUCCAUUAUCAAUUAAAAUUAUAGAUAAUUCAUUCAUUACAAUAGAAACAAGUAAUAGUGGCAGUAGUGGAAAUAACAGUUUAAAUAGCUCUUUAACAAAUAGUGGUGAAAGUUUAAAUUACAGUUCACAAAAUGUCGAAAGUUAUGGCCGAAAUGAUUUAAAUUCAUCAAUUGAUUCUCAGCAAGUAGUAAGAAAGAAAAAAACCAUUAAAUCAUUAACUAGAACCAUUGAUUUGGGGGAAGCACCCUCUUUAAUAGAAGAUACUAAUAGUAACAAUGAUAGCAAUGGAAAUAAUAAUAGUAAUAAUAAUAGUAAUAACAAUAACAAUAAUAGUAAUCAUGGUGAAAAAGUAAUUAAAAAGAAAAUAGUUAAAAGAAUUAUUAAAACCAAAGUUAGUCCUGCAUCAUCACCUUCAAAUUUAGAUAUUAAUAAUUUCGAAAACAUUAAUGGCAAAAAUAAUAAUAAUAAUAAUAAUAAUGAUAAUAAUAGUAGUAAUAUGAACAAUAUUUCAUUAACAAAAUCAAACUAUUAUGUACCAACCCAAGCAUUGGAUGAGCUUUCUAUUGAAUUAUCUAAAGCCGAACCAAUCAAAAAUGAAACUGAAAUCGAUAACGAAAAUGUAUCGCAAAUUAAGUUAGAAGAGCCACAUAGUAUCGAAACAUCAAAUAUUGAACCAAUCGAAAAUGUAUCGCAAAUUAAUGAAGAGUUAAUUCAAAGCGAGCCAGUUCAAGAUUAUCCAAAAGAAAUAAAAAAUGAAUUUAAAGAAAACUUUUUCGAUCAACAAGAAGAAGGUUCAAAGAUAGAGUCAGAUGAUGAACAGGAAAAUAUUGAAAAUCAAAGUGUGGGGUUCUCAAUUGAUUAUGCAUCACUUUUAAAACAAUAUAGUACCGAAAAUAAUAUUGAUGUCAAUGAAAUUUCAAAUAUUGCGAAUGUUAUUAAUGUUAAUAUUGAGGAUGAAGACACUAAAGAGGUAACUUUAGAAGAAGAAGAAGAUGUUAAAUUAGAGCAAAAGCACGAUACUAAAGUUAUUGAAGGGAAUGAAGGAAAAGAAAAAGAAGAAAAUGAAAUAAAAGAAAAUUUUGAAAAUAUAAAUGAGCCAGUUUUAAUUGAAGAAAUAGUUAAAAAUGAAAGUAUGGAAAAUGAAGAAAAUGAAGAAGAAAAAUUUGAAAAUGAACUUGUUAAUGAAGAUAUAAAUGAUUUAAUUGAAAGAACAAAAUUAAAUUACUCGAAUGAAAAAGAUCAAAAAGAAAUUGGUGCUAUUGAAGAAAUUAAAGAAAUUGAAGAUAUUAAAGACAGAAAUGAAACUAAUAAUACAAAUAAAGUAAUUUCAAUUUUAAUAAAAGAGGAUGAAGAUAUAGAAGGCAAUAGUAAUGAAGAAAUUGGUAACUAUGAAGAUAUAAUAAAUAAUAAAUAUAAAGUAAUAUCAUUGUCAGCAUCGUCAAUUUCACCACCAAUUACACCAUCAAUUACACCAUCACAAUCAUUUACCCUAAGUCGUGAGAAUAGUUUUAAUUUCAAUAAUAUCAACAAUAUAUUAAAUUUAAAUAGUAGCGGUGGAAUUGUAUCACCAUCUUCAUCACCAUCUUCAUCUACAUCAUCAAUAGUAUCAGCAUCGUCAUCAUCAUCAACUUGCAAAAUCAAAAACAUUAAAUCACCCAACGAAAGAGGCCAAAUUAAAACAAAUAUAUUAAAUUCAAAUGUCACAAUGAUUGAUAAUUAUUCGAAUGAAAAAGAGGUUUUAAAGAGAAGAGUCGAGGAGCAGCGUGACAAGCAAUAUAAAAAAGACGUUAACAAGCCAAGAAAGAGAUUGCAUUUUAAAAUUCAAACCGAGUACUCUUUAAAGGAACAGGAUUUCAAAUGUGCAGGAUGUAACUCUGAUAUAUCAAGUAUUUUCAAAAGUAGUAGAUUAUGUGACUAUAGUGGUAAAUAUUUUUGUAGUACUUGCCAUGAUAAAUCCGUCUAUUAUAUACCAAGCAGAAUUAUUCAUAGUUGGGAUUUUAAGAAAUACCCAAUCGCAAAAGCAAACCUUGAAUUCCUUAAAGAAAUCGAAGAAGAGCCUCUCAUUGAUAUAUCAACAUUAAAUCCAAGUCUUUAUAUCAAUAAUCAAACACUUUUAAGAAUUAGGAAUUUAAGAAAACAAAUGUACCAUUUAAAAGAUUUCUUAGGAGGAUGCAGCAAUGGUGGUUUUAGAUUACUAAAAACUGUAACAAACAAUGACGGAUUUGAUUACUUUGUUAACGAUGUCGAUUUAUUUUCAUUACAAGAUCUUGUUAAUCAUAAAGUAUUGCUAGAUAGAAUUCGUGUAAUUGUUGCCAAAUGGUUGGAUCAUGUAGAUUCUUGUCAACAAUGUUUAUCUAAGGGUUCAGUUUGUGAAUUUUGUAAUCAAGAAAAACUAAUUUAUCCUCAUCAUAUUAGCUCUGUUACCCAAUGUAAUAGUUGUAAAUCUUUUUACCAUAAAUUAUGUUACCAACCAAUAAAAUGCCCAAAAUGUUUAAAAAUUGCAAAAAUACGUAUAAAUCAGCAGCAACAACAACAACAACAACAACAACAACAACAACAAUAA